AUGGCAGACCCAUACAACGCUUACAACUCACACUCAACUACGCCGGGCGGGGUUGGCUACUAUCCCCCAGAGGAUCAGCCUCAGUACCCGGCAUAUGGCCACCAGGAGCCAUACGCAAACCAAGAGCCAUACCAUAACCCCGGAUCAGAGCAAUACAACCCCGGAUCAGAGCAAUACAACCCCGGACCGGAGCCUUACCAGCCUAGUCUAAACACAAGCCAGGCCUAUGCUCCACAGCAAAGUUCAUACCACCUUGCGCCCGAGCCAUAUGGAUCCUCCACGGAGAGAAGCUAUACGCCGGCAGGGCAGCCAGACUACCUCGGGCCAGUGACUCCGACAGGAUAUCAGCAUGCGCAAGACAGAAUCCCCGGGAACGCAGGAUACUACAACGACCAUCCCGCCGACCAACCACGGUACACACCCUCCGCAAGUCCCCACCCUCCCGCCGUCCAUGUAUCAGAGCCAGAAGAUUCACAGCGCAGUGGCGAACAGCGCUCCGAUACAGACACCGACACUAACCGGGGUAUGGACCGUGGGCUCGGGGGUUCGCUCGCUGGCGGCGUGGCGGGCUAUUACCUCGGUCAUAAGAAGGAACAUGGCUUGCUGGGUGCGAUUGGUGGUGCCCUACUUGGGAACUUCAUAGAGGACAAAGUGAAGGAUCACAAGAGACAUGACGAUGAUAGUGAACAUGAGCAUGGACAUGAUCACAGUGAUCAUCAUCGCCGUCACCGCCACCAUCACCACCACCACCAUGAUCAUCGGAGCCAUUCGGGGCACAGUAGUCAUAGCAGACAUAGCGGUCAUAGCGGGCACUCUCAUAGUUCUCAUCACACCAGCCAUUCGAGGCACCGCCAUGAGGAUGAAUACUGAGCGGAUCUCGACUUCGGACAGUGUUCUUUUGCCUACGGUUUCUUCUGUUCCCCUCUUUCUUUUAUCGUGCUGCAAUUCUAGCCUUUGCCAUGGAAUAUAGGUUGUGUGCUUCCGGGUUACAUGCUUCCCUUUGUUUGAGACUUGGUAUCAGUUUAGAGACAGCAUUCUUAUCUUGAUGGAUUUCUUUUGAUGAUUUUCUUUUUGUCUCGAGGAGUCUCUGGUUGAUGGGCACCUUGUAUACUUUCCCACGAAGACUCCAUUUCGACAAUUACGAAUGGAUCCAGACUUUCCUGAUAGUUGACUAUCUUUUACUGAAUUUGAUGAUUAUGCGUAAUGAGGGAAUGAACAUUUGAUUAUGUUCACUUGCAAACGAAAUACCUAGGGCGAUUAAACCAUAUUCCAG
Messenger RNA from Penicillium samsonianum, 1273 nucleotides. RefSeq lists its product as uncharacterized. Gene Ontology annotation, cellular component: outer membrane. The transcript has 2 exons. The record is from RefSeq and is a predicted model, not a curated record. NCBI's taxonomy places the organism in Eukaryota, Fungi, Ascomycota, Eurotiomycetes, Eurotiales, Aspergillaceae. Bases 1 to 870 code for a protein of 289 amino acids.